GGAGAUCAUCUCAAAUAUUGUCAUUUCCGGCGGCAUCUUCAUUCUCUCUCUAGUUCUUGCUCAAUCCUUUGCAAGAAGAAAUCAACGAUGAGUCGUGGUGCGGCAGCUGGUGGCCCCAAGGGGAAGAAGAAGGGUGUAACUUUCACCAUCGACUGCACUAAGCCGGUGGAGGAUAAGAUUAUGGAAAUUGCUUCGCUUGAGAAGUUUCUCCAGGAACGUAUCAAAGUUGGUGGUAAAGCCGGUGCUUUGGGCGAUACCGUCUCAAUCUCUCGUGAGAAGAGCAAGAUCAUAGUUACCUCAGAUGCUAACUUCUCCAAGAGGUAUCUCAAGUAUCUAACGAAGAAGUAUCUGAAGAAAAACAAUGUUCGGGACUGGCUUCGUGUGAUUGCAGCAAACAAGGACAGAAAUGUUUACGAGUUGCGAUACUUCAAUAUUGCUGAGAAUGAGGGAGAGGAGGAAGACUAGAAGAAGGGUCUUAUGAAGAAUUUGUCAGCUCUAUCUAUGUUAGUCUUCUACUGCACUAUUUAGCUAAAUUGUGGUUUUCAUGUACUUUGGAAUGUUUUAUUGUAGAAGAUCUUUUGUUUGGGGCAAUUUUCGGUUUUUUCGAUUUUCAAUACAUAUUUGUUCUAGUUUUGGAACUGCUGCUUUCUUUGAAAUUCUAAUUUACUCAGUUUUAAGACUUA
Impatiens glandulifera is the source of this 683-nucleotide messenger RNA. RefSeq names its product 60S ribosomal protein L22-3-like. Bases 88 to 465 code for a protein of 125 amino acids. The transcript has 2 exons. Gene Ontology annotation, cellular component: ribosome. Gene Ontology annotation, molecular function: RNA binding; structural constituent of ribosome. The record is from RefSeq and is a predicted model, not a curated record. NCBI's taxonomy places the organism in Eukaryota, Viridiplantae, Streptophyta, Magnoliopsida, Ericales, Balsaminaceae. Gene Ontology annotation, biological process: cytoplasmic translation.